Spodoptera exigua (beet armyworm) is the source of this 525-nucleotide messenger RNA. Lineage: Eukaryota; Metazoa; Arthropoda; Insecta; Lepidoptera; Noctuidae. The record is from the annotation of a GenBank genome assembly.
AUGCGACUUAAAUCUGUUAAUAAGCAGAAGUUGUCGAAAGAGAGGGAGGUAUUACAAUUGCGUAAUAAAGAACGAUCUCUAACAGAAGAACUUCAUACCACGAGAGCUGAAGUGGACCAGCUUACAGAGUGUCUUGAGCACUUGAAAAAUCAAAUAGCUCAAAGUACGCACCAGAUUUCAAUGAUAGAGAUGUGCAAGGUCUCAGAGGAUUUGAAGAUUGAAGCACAUAUUGAUGUCCUCAAUGAGCACUUGAGAGGUUUCCAGCAGCUGUUUGAAAGAGAUCAAAAAGAAUUAGAGAAUCGUAUUAAAGAACAAAAAGAGAAAGAAGCAAAACAGCUAGAAGAACUGAGGGAACAAGAGAAGAAGUUAGCAGAAGAAAAGGAACGGCAGGAUAGAGAAAAAAGAAAUAACGCUAUCAUGUUGAAAUUGAGGAAAAGACUGCUCGAGGUCGAAAAUGCAAGACGCGAAGUAGUGAAGAGGAAUGCUGCCCAACUGAGCAACAACAAUGAAGAUACAAAUAAAUAA